AUGUAUAACACAGUGCCGAGUGCUCGUGCGCGGGUCUUGCAGGUCAGGGAAGAGAAGGAUCUGGAACCAGCUGGGUGGCCGGAGACGGUGGAACACAGUGGCUGGAUCUUGGGAGUGUCAGGCAUCUGCUUCAUUCCAAGCCCAAACUUAACAGGAAGGCGCGUAUUCACCCCGAAGGCAGGGCCGGAGGCAAGCCUGGCUGACCAGCUGGGCUCUCCUCCCAUAAGGGACACCUGGGAGCCUUGCAGGCCGGAGGAGCGGGGGACCCCGCCAGGCGUGUUGCCACCUUCAGGCUGCCAAUCUCAGGACGGUUUACAGCUGUGGGAGCCGCGACCCAGCAGGCUGUGCAGACGUUUGGGGCGUGCCCUGGGCGCCAGAGGCCUGGCCUCUCCCCGCCCCCACCCGCCCCCGAAGGUUCAAGGACGGCCGGGUGGGGGUGCACUGCGCAGGCACGCGCUGCUCAGGUCGCAGAGCCGCGAGCUUGACCAGGGGAGGCGCCAGGAGAGGCCGGGUCACGGAAACCGGUCGGUGGGGUACCGGCUUCUACCUGAUUCCAAGUCCAAGUCGGAUAGAGUCAAUGUUUCAGACUUUGUCCUCCGGCAUUCUAGAGGCAUCUCUCCUGGGGCACUCAUCGCCAGACUGGGUCACGGAGCAUCCUUCCCUAGCUUCCUGUGAACUUCAUGGACCACCCAGAGGGACUCGUAUAUAGAUAGUUACGACUCCAAGCGCAAAAAGACUCUUCCCACCAAAUGCACUUUAAAACAUCAUCUCAUUGGUCAAUGAGCCUCAGGACACUGACUGACUUAGGCCAGAGAGAUGACAGCCCGUAAGAGUCUGAAGAUUGUGGGGGUGGUUCCAGAAGGUCAUCGGCAUGUAAUCCUGAAACAGGCAAGGGCUGAGAAAUCUCUGUUCUACGUCAUUAGAGCAUGAAGCCAGAUUCAGAUAACACUGGCGUGAGCCAGAAAGAACAGGGGCAAACACUCUCGAGUCGGUGCCGCCCUUCCAGAAGAAAGACUGUUCUCUGAGCCCUCAGUGUAGAGCGAGGAACAGUUCCUGAGUGAGAGCCAGCCACUGUAGAACCUGUCACACGGCUCAUGUCCUCCGAUGUCACCGCGCAUGUUAAAUUCUAUGCUU
This is a messenger RNA of Neofelis nebulosa (Clouded leopard), 1134 nucleotides long. RefSeq lists its product as uncharacterized. The transcript is spliced from 4 exons. Lineage: Eukaryota; Metazoa; Chordata; Mammalia; Carnivora; Felidae. The record is from RefSeq and is a predicted model, not a curated record. Bases 1 to 675 code for a protein of 224 amino acids.